Rubroshorea leprosula is the source of this 729-nucleotide messenger RNA. Lineage: Eukaryota; Viridiplantae; Streptophyta; Magnoliopsida; Malvales; Dipterocarpaceae. The record is from the annotation of a GenBank genome assembly.
CAAAAAAAUCCCCUUUUUGGUCCUUACUGUUCACAAAUCCGGCCCCUUUUUAGUCCUCCCGUUAAAUUUUGGGUGAUGUGGCAAAUUAAUUAACGAAAAAUUUUAUUUUUUUCUUUACUUAAAUUACGUGUGAAAUCCAUGUGGCAAAACUCGAUGACAUGGCCAAAUUUUUUAUCUUUAAUUACCAAUUUACCCUUAUUUUCUUCUCCACCGUCUCCUUCCUUCAGCUUUUUUUUCUUAUUUAUUUUUUUUUUCUUACCUGUAGGCGAACCCAGGAGCGUGGGUUCGCCGCGAUGAACCCACGAGUUGGGUUCAUCGCGAACCCAGGAGCGUGGGUUCGUCGUGAUGAACCCAGCUCGUGGGUUCGUCGCGAACCCAGGAGCGUGGGUUCGUCGCGAACCCAGGAGCCUGGGUUCGUCGCGAUUAACCCAGCUCGAACCCAGGAGCUUGGGUUCGUCGCGAUAAACCCAGCUCGUGGGUUCGUCGCAAUGAACCCAGCUCGUGGGUUCGUCGCAAACCCAAGAGCCUGGGUUCAUCGCGAACCCAGCUCCUGGGUUCGUCACAAACCCACGAGCCUGGAUUCAUCGCGAACCCAGCUCCUGGGUUUGUCGCGAACCCACGAGCAGGGUUCAUCGCGACAAACCUAGCAGGGUAUUUAACCUUUCUAUUUCAUCUUCGAUUUACCAUGUUAUCAGUGUGGAUUUUGUUCAAUUAAGCUUUUCUUUUUCG